This is a messenger RNA of Osmia bicornis bicornis, 2493 nucleotides long. It is a transcript of the gene hig, whose product is annotated as locomotion-related protein Hikaru genki. The transcript is spliced from 11 exons. The record is from RefSeq and is a predicted model, not a curated record. NCBI's taxonomy places the organism in Eukaryota, Metazoa, Arthropoda, Insecta, Hymenoptera, Megachilidae. The coding region runs from base 458 to 1951 and encodes 497 amino acids.
GCCUGCGCUUUUGCAGAAACGGCAGCGUGUAGCUGGGUGGUAGGCGUCUCUUCUUUCCGGUUAGUUAUACGGGCCGGGCGGUGGUACGGUGACAGUGUAACACGUAUGUGCAUGUUGGAUGUCAGGGUUGUCAGCGAGAUGAAGUUAGUGGUAAAGUUGGUUCUGUCGCUACUCGUCGAUCGGUCGUACUCUUUCGGUGGUCUAUCUUUUGCUCGAUCGUUCGAUCUUGCAAACGCACCGUUGGGCGUUACGCGUGUGUAUACGGCUAGUUUAGGAUGCUGAUUGUAAAAUAAAAUGUCGAAGAAAGCAAAGACAAACACGGGGUUUCGACGUUGCGUCGUCGUACGAAAGCUUGAUCCAUUUUCGAUGUAACAUCGUUAACAUCGAACCGAGAUUCUUCAAGUCCGGCGACUCGAACAGCAUUUAAAUGGUCUGAUAUGCAAACGCGACGAACAGCAUGUUCAUCGAGAAACGAGAGAAAAGGAAAUCCAGCUUCGAACGUGCAUAUCGCUCAAUACUGGCAAACAGAUAUCUUCUAUUGUUUCUUGGCUUCGCUACGGCAAAUAUUAAUAUUUGCAAUGCAAAACAAAUAGAUACCGAUGGCUUUCAGCGGGGUUGCAAGCUCGAGGGACUACAUCCACUUCUGAUCGUCACGUAUAAAAAUAUUACCGUAUCUGUUGACAAGAUCACCGUACCGCACGGAGAACGUGUCACUAUAAGAUGCAGGGAAUUAGGUAAAUACAAACUGAUCGGUGAUUCUUUGCUGCAUUGUCGUAACACGAGUUGGACUGGUAAACUACCCUAUUGCUCUCCAACUACAGCGAUCUCAAAUUAUACCGGAGACACAGAAGACGUACCGCCAACGAUAGUUUUUGGACUUCCAACUGGUUCGGCUGCCGUCGAACCAUCGGGUGCUCUAGCCGUUUUUCCUGGUAGCAUUCUUCACUUGGAAUGUCUUUUUGCUAGGAAACUUGGUAAUCCAGAAUGGACUUGGACCUCGACGUUUCGUCAGUAUUUGACCGGCUGGGCGAUUUCUGCUCGCGAAAGAGACUGGAAGUAUCGACUAUCGAUAUAUUAUGCAAAAACUCAAGAUUCCGGGGUGUACACGUGUUCUACACCCCGUGGCCUAUCCAACUCCAUACGUGUUCGAAUUGUUGACGUACAAUGCCCCGUAUUGAGUCUACCGGAACCACCGUUGAUUGGGAAAAUCGAAGGCGCGCAUAUGGGUCACGGAGCAGUGUUCGAGUGUCCUGUUGGAUUCAGAUUAGAAGGUGCAGCUGGCAUAACGUGUCAGUAUAACGGUAAAUGGUCCGCCGAUGUACCACGAUGCGAAACGAUAGAAUGUCCACCUAUGGACAUCGUUAGUGACGCUUGGUUGCAACUUAUCGAGUAUAACAAUAGCUUUGGCGGAAAAGCAGUAUUUGCGUGUAUGUGGGGUCAUAAAUUAUUGGGAUCGCAGAGCAUAGAGUGCCAAGGAGAUGGUUCGUGGAGCGGAGCUAUGCCUAUUUGUGCUGAAAUUACCUGCCCACCUCCAUCGAUACCGAAAAGCGGACGUAUCGUCGAACAAACGAAUCGUCAUCACUCGGGACGAAAGCAACAUCAGCAGCAGCAGCAGCAGCAGCGUAUUCGCGCGUACAAAGUUGGCGCUCUCGUCCGAUUUGCUUGCUUACCUGGUCACCAGCUCUUGGGUGAGGCCUCUAUAAUAUGUACGGAGAAUGGAACUUGGUCUCAUCCGUCACCGGUUUGUAAAGUGAGGUGUCCUUAUCCGGGAGAUCCGCCUCAUGGACGAAUUGCACCGCUAAAAUUUUGGUACAAACCUGGCGAUAAUAUACAGGUGACGUGUUCGCCUGGAUACGUAACACCUUUGGAACCUGUAAGGAAACCAACGUGUCGAGAAAACGGUAUAUGGAGCGCACCACCGCCUCCGUGCAGAUCGUACAAAGACGUAUAAAAUAAAGGAAUACAAUCGCUACUGACGAUAUUAAAACGCCUUAACAAGCGAAACAGAAUCGUAUACAGCCGGACAAACAGACGGACUGACAGAAUGAAUAUUAUGUCAAAUUUGGAGAAGAUUUUCUGAUUAGGUUAAUGUGAAAAUAUCAUCGGCGGAAGGUUCUUCGUGAAACGGACGAUACAUAUCAUCAACGAAACUCCGUUAAAUUUCUCUCCUAUUUUCAUUAGUGACAUUCGUUCGAAUACGUUCGAAACGAUUCCAAGUCGCGCGAUGUUUAAUCUCGAGAAUUUUUAAUAAUCGCCAGACACUUAUUGGUGUCGUCACAUCGUGAAAACGGACGGAUGAAAAGCAACAACGACUCUUGAAAACUAACGAUAAGAGCAAAAAGUAGUAGUGAACUCGAUGAUGGAGAAGAAGAGAAAAAAAAAAUCGAUACAAUAAAUGAACGCAAAAGAGAUCGUUACGAUACCUAAGGAUAAGGAUUCUUACUCAUAAAUAAAAAAAUAGUACAGAUUUUCGCAUCAACCCUCCUUCCCCUC